AUGGAUGAAGAGAACAACCAACUAGAACAGGAAAUCACUUCUGCAGAUCAGGAAGAAGAUCUACUUGCUGAAGGCGAUGAAAAUGUCGAGGAAAAUCCAGAAAUGGAAGCCGGACAAGAGCGCCUCAUGGCCAUGAUGGCUGAUAUGAACGACAAAAUGGAUUCGUUUCUUACGCGUCUUUCCCGGGUAGAAGCUGCCCAUGGAAGACCAGCAGCUAAGAAACGUCGUGUAGUGGCGAGGCCUGACAAUCUGGAAGAUGAGAAUAACCUUUCUGCAGCAGAAAGGGGGUUUUCUGAUUCAGAAAGAUUAACCGACGGCACAAAAGACGGCAAAGCGCCCAAAACCCCAAACACCUCAGCAGCUGAGGAUGAAUUACUGAGCGAAAUCGCUCAAGAUUAUGCCGAGGAAACACAAACAAGCGACGAUGUUAGCCAGACGCUGGCAGAAAUCGUUAACCAACGUUGGUCGUCAAAAUUAGAAGAGCCUAAAUUAAAAGAUAAAAUGGAUAAAUAUGAUCGGCCAAAAAAUUGUGAGAAGCUCACUGUGCCGAGGGUAAAUCCUGAGAUUUGGUCAACACUAAACCAUACGGUUCGUGGUUCAGACCUAAAAUUAGUGAAUUUUCAGAAAACGCUUGUCAAGGUUGGGGUUGCUUUAACGCAAUCAACCAAAGCUCUGCUGUCAAUGCGAGCUACACAGUCAAGUUCAGACGCUGAACAUAAACAACAACUUGGCAAGCUGGUGACGUAUAACACCGAUGCCUUGGCAAUGCUUGGCCAUAUUCAUAUGGAAUUAUUGAACCGCCGCCGUGAGUUGAUCAAGCCGAAUUUAAACAAAGAAUAUGUUUCUUUGUGUUCGCCUCAAACUCCCAUAACGGAGCUCUUAUUUGACGACGAUUUACAGGCUCAAAUGGCCAGUAUCAAGGCCGCAAAUAGGAUUAGUCAGUCUACUACAAGUAGUUCGAAAUUUAAUCCCAACACGCGGCGCCCCUUUGAAGGUGCAAAAAACCGCUUGAAAGGGAAACCAUUUGCACACAGCAGUCACACCAACGGUAAGCCUUUUUUAUGGCAAAAUCGGGGCAACAAUUAUCGUCCCUACCCGCAGAACAAACCAAAGUUCCCAGCGGGCAAGAAAAAGAGCUACCAGUGGCAGUGACUGAGACGACAACAAAUUUUCCCAAUAUUUCGCAGGUAAACGUCUUAACUGUUAAUACACUUGUAUCAUAUUUCCAAAGUAAAGUUGCUUGCUUUAAGGCAGGUAGACUCAGUCUAUUUUAUAAUGAAUGGGAGAGUAUAACCUCAGAUGGUGAGGUUUUACACAUGAUAUCCGGACAGAAGCUUGAAUUUUCGAAACAACCCUAUCAGUUGUACGUUCCGCGGGAUAAAUCAAUUGUCAAUGCCUGCUGGGAUUCUGACCAAACACAUACGUGUGAGGUAGAGAUACAAAACCUGCUAGAAAAGGGUGCUAUAGUACCUUGUGAACAUGAGAAGGGAGAGUAUAUCUCACCAAUCUUUACGACCCCAAAAAAGGAUGGGUCAUCAAGAAUGAUUUUAAACCUUAAAGGUUUAAACCAAUUUAUAGAAUAUCGCCAUUUUAAAAUGGAAUCCUUCUCUUCUAUUGUAAACAUGGUAAAGCCCAACUGUUUUAUGGCUAGUAUAGACCUAAAGGAUGCCUAUUACUCAGUGCCAAUAGCAGCAGAGCAUCAAAAAUAUUUAAAAUUUUCAUGGGAGAGGCAACUAUAUAAAUUUGUUUGCUUCCCAAAUGGCCUGGCAUUUUGCCCCAGGAAAUUUACAAAGCUGUUAAAGCCAGUUAAUUCCCACUUGCGGCAGCUGGGGCAUAUAUCGGUCAGCCACAUAGAUGAUUCUUAUUUACAAGGUGACGAUUAUGAUGACUGUGCCAACAAUGUUUUAGAUACAACUAGGCUCCUUGAUUCUCUGGGGUUCAUUAUACACCCUGAUAAAUCAUCAUUUAUACCAAACCAAGUAGUAACCAUCCUUGGUUUUAAGAUCAACUCAACUGUAAUGAGGGUCUUUCCAACUGCAGAAAAGAUAAAAAAGAUACAGGCAUCAUGCUUAGAGUUGUUACACAGUCCAUCACCCAGUAUUCGCCAGGUUGCAUCAGUGUUAGGAUUAUUAAUCUCUAAUUUUCCUGCUGCCCAAUUUGGCCCUUUGCAGUUCAGAGAUCUGGAUAUGGAUAAAACUGAGGCACUCAAACAAAAUCAAGGAAAUUUUGAUAGACCUAUGAAGUUGUCCAAAACCUCAUGUGCUGAUUUACACUGGUGGAUUAAUUCAGCUGACAGUUUAUUUAAACCUAUUGCCCUCAACCAACCAGAUGCUACUUUGUUCACUGAUGCAUCCAGUCAAGGUUGGGGUGGAGUUUUAGGUGAACAAAAAAGUGGGGGUCAUUGGACUGCACUUGAAGCUAGUCACCACAUUAAUUAUUUGGAAACGCUUGCCGUUUUCUUUGCCCUUAAAGUAUUCCAAACAAAACUGUCGGGAAAACAUGUGUGUGUUAGGAUAGAUAACAUGACUGCUGUAGCAGACAUAGGUAAACUGGGUACCAGUCAUUCUCGCAAACGCAACACUUUAGUUCGCGAGAUUUGGGAUUGGUGUAUUCAGCAUGAUAUCUUUCUAACUACAGCACAUAUACCAGGCCUUGAGAAUGAGGCAGCAGAUGCAAAAUCUAGAAAGCCCUUGAAAGAAACUGAAUGGGCUUUAGAUCGA
Molecule: messenger RNA, 2720 nt
Organism: Paramuricea clavata
Lineage: Eukaryota; Metazoa; Cnidaria; Anthozoa; Malacalcyonacea; Plexauridae
Source: the annotation of a GenBank genome assembly